UUUAUGUUCCUAUAUAAUUCUUUUGUUCCAGUAUCAUUACCUCUCAAAGGAAUGAUAGAUGUCUUUCUGAAUGAGCACUUUAAAACUUGUCAGGUUUCCCUUUUGGGUGAUCUCAAGGAUGGUCCCCUUAACUGUGCAGUUAUCAUACAUAGCUGAGCUGGGCUGGAACUUUCAAGCACGACUAUACUAAAUGAUCAGAGGGGAAGUGGCCAAAGGAUAAUAUAUAUCUGCCUGGGUAGGGAUCUCAAAACUCAGGCAAUUAACAAAGGUGAUGUGGGUAGUUUUAAGAUAGUAGGUGCAAACUGUCUGUAUUGAGUGCCAGCAUAGCUUAGCUGCCUAGUUACAUUGCCUAUUAAACCACUGUGCUGGCCAGACUAAUCAGCUAAGUAGUGCAUGUUGGAGUUAGGCUGCCAGUUGUCAGACUUUGGGAUCCAAUACAGGAGAUUACUGGCCUUAAGCUCUUCAGUGUGGGGUUCCUGCCUAAAACCAGCUUGGCCUUCUCAGUGGAACAGGAUCUUCCCCUCCCACUUUGUAGUGCCAUCUAGAUUUCAUGUCCAGAAACACAGGAAUCCUCUUUCCUGCCUAAGGCCUGCCUCCUGUGCUCCUGUUUCCUGUGGAUGCCCUGCCUCUUCUGAGAAUGUCAAGACUAGGAAUGUCUGCCUCUUUUAUAGGAGAUCCUGCUGCCACCCACAGGAAAGCAGCCAGCUAUGUCCUCUGCAAGAUAGUCAUGCAGAAUGCAACAUGGCGAGCCCAGCACCAGGACAAGGAUGCCCACACUUUUUUUCUUUGAGGAGGAGGGCUUUCCAUGGGUUCUGUGUGAGUUAUGCAUUGACAGUGGGCAGGGGUUGCCCUUGAGAGCAGACCCAAGUGUUCCUAGCAUUAGAAAAAUUUCUCUGAGAUUGCAGAUUGCUAUAUGAGAUUACAGAUUGAUUUAUUUUGUGACAGUAUCUUAGGAGUUCAAUUCCUGGGCAUCAAACCCCUGAAUCCAGUCAUUCUGGGACAGCUAAGUACCUGCAUUUCAAGGCUAAAGAGACUGUCCCCCACCCCCAUGGAUCCUCUGCUUUCUCCUUGCAUCACCUGCCUCACACAAAUGUUUCUGUUCCUAAACCAAAAGGCAAAUGAGUGGCGUUUCAAGUUUGAGAACUUGAUGUUUACAGAGAAUACAGCUCAGCACAAGGCAAAGAACCACCAGGAGGAAGUGGGCCAUUCUACCACUUGUUGCCACGAUGCUGGCCACCCGCCUCUCCAGACUCCUGUCACAGCUCCCAGGAAAAACCCUCAGUAUGUAUGACAGAGAACAUGGAGCAAGACGCCCACUGUUGUUUUGCUCUGCCUCCUUUAUCCCAGUGAGCCGGACAUAUGCUGGUGAGGUGGACCCGGUUGGCAGCAAAGCUGUCCUGGUCACAGGCUGCGACUCUGGAUUUGGGUUCUCCUUGGCCAAGCACCUGCACUCAAAAGGCUUCCUUGUGUUUGCUGGCUGCUUAAUGAAGGACAAAGGGCAUGAUGGGGUUCAGCAGCUGGACAGCUUGAACAGUGACCGACUGAGAACCAUCCAGCUCAAUGUCUGCAGCAGUGAGGAAGUGGACAAAGCGGUGGAGCUUGUCCGCUCCAGCCUGAAGGACCCCGAGAAAGGGAUGUGGGGCCUGGUUAACAACGCGGGCAUCUCGACAUUCGGGGAGGUGGAGUUCACCAGCAUGGAGACAUACAAGGAGGUGGCAGAUGUGAACCUCUGGGGCCUGGUUCGGACGACGAAAUCCUUUCUCCCCCUCAUCCGAAGGGCCAAAGGCCGCGUCGUCAACAUCGGCAGCAUGCUGGGCCGCAUGGCCAACCCCGCCCGCUCCGCGUACUGCAUCACCAAGUUCGGGGUAGAGGCUUUCUCUGACUGCCUGCGCUAUGAGAUGCACCCCCUGGGUGUGAAGGUCAGUGUGGUGGAGCCCGGCAACUUCAUCGCUGCCACCAGCCUCUACAGCCCCGAGAGCAUCCGGGCCACUGCCAAGAAGUUGUGGGACGGGCUGCCUGACAUCGUGCGCAACGACUACGGCAAGAAGUACUUCGACGAGAAGAUUGCCAAGGUGGAGAACUACUGCAACAGCGGCUCCACGGACAUGACCCCCGUCAUUGAUGCCAUCACACACGCCCUGACCGCUGCCACACCCUACACCCGCUACCACCCCAUGGACUACUACUGGUGGGUGCGAAUGCAGAUCAUGACCCACUUGCCCGGAGCAAUCUCCGACAAGAUCUACAUACACUGACAGUUUCACCAGGGCCGCUGUGGGGGAGCCCUGGCCGGAGGGAGGGCGGAGGAGGGCGGCUCAAAUGGUGAGGUCCACUUGAGUCUUCACGUGUGUGUUAUCAUUGUCCCAAGGGAACCCAUUGCUAGUUUUAGCAUUGACCAGAGGGAACAACCCCGCCUGACUUGUUUACCUUCACAAACAGAGUGUAUAGCGGCGGGCAGGGGCCACUGAGCCUCAGAGCAAAGAGGGUGCAUCCGUCUAUCUGGAAUUCAUUUCAUACAGAGGUUUUGGGAAAACAUCAUUAUAUUAAAAACAGAUUUAUUAUAGAAUAGAAUCCAGAUCCUUUUACAUCCUUAAGCCAAAAUAUCACUUCAAACAUUUUAUCUCAUUUGAUCCUUAAGCCAGCCCCAUGAGUAAAAAGGACAGAUUUUUUUUUCUGUAAAAACAUGAAGAAUCUGCAGCUCAAAAAGGAUACAUAAAAUAACCCUUUUAUUGCUUAUAAA
Messenger RNA from Microcebus murinus (gray mouse lemur), 2740 nucleotides. Lineage: Eukaryota; Metazoa; Chordata; Mammalia; Primates; Cheirogaleidae. The record is from RefSeq and is a predicted model, not a curated record.